Molecule: messenger RNA, 1824 nt
Organism: Lotus japonicus
Lineage: Eukaryota; Viridiplantae; Streptophyta; Magnoliopsida; Fabales; Fabaceae
Product: F-box/kelch-repeat protein At1g22040-like
Exons: 2
Coding region: 173-1564 (463 amino acids)
Molecular function (GO): protein binding
Source: RefSeq, a predicted model, not a curated record
AGAUUUGUAUGAAUAUGAAUGCGUACAGAAUGCGGUGAAGCAAGCAAGCUUAGGUGGUUUCACACAGACACAGACACAGUGGUUUCAAUUUGCUUUCUCUAUCGGAAUCCAUAACAAUUCUAUUCGGCUCGGAAGCUUGAUUUUCUUAGUGAGAUAAUUUCAAGUGGAUUCAAUGGGGAAUAUACUCAAUUCCAAUAGUUCCAAGAUUAGACGGGGUGAUCCGUAUGAGGUUUUGCAAGGGGAUUCUUGCAAGAGGCAGAGGUUGGUGACAGCCUCCUUCUCGGAGGAUAGCUCAAGACUUAUUCCUUCCCUCCCGGAUGAGCUAUCACUUCAGAUUCUAGCUAGAGUUCCUCGCAUUUGUUACUUGAAUCUCAAGUCAGUUUCUCGUCCUUGGAAGGCGGCCGUUAUGAGUUCUGAACUGUUUUCUGUGAGGAAAGAACUUGGAACUAUGGAGGAGUGGCUCUAUGUACUAACUAAGGUCGGCGAUGAUAAGCUUUUAUGGUAUGCUUUGGACCCUCGUUCCAGAAGAUGGCAGAGGUUACCAUUAAUGCCAAAUGUUAGUUUUGAAGAUGAAACAAAAAAGGAUUUGGCUGCGUUUCCUCUUCGUAUUUGGAACAUGUUGGGUUCAAGUAUCAGAAUUGCUGAUGCCAUGAUAAGCUGGCUUAGGAGAAGAGAUGCCUUGGAUCGGAUGUCAUUUGGCGGUUGCUCCAUUGGGGCUGUUGAUGGUUGCAUCUUUGCUUUAGGAGGAUUCUCUAAAGCUUCAGCUAUGAAAUCUGUUUGGCGGUAUGAUCCUGUUAAAAACUCGUGGACUGAGGCAUGUCCAAUGUCAGUUGGCAGAGCAUACUGCAAGACAGGGAUCUUAAAUGAGAAGCUUUACGUCGUUGGGGGAGUAACUAGGGGUCGUGGACCUCGUGGUGGACUGAAUCCCCUUCAAUCUGCAGAAGUGUAUGAUCCACACACAGGCACAUGGUCCCAAUUACCAAGCAUGCCUUUUGCAAAUGCUCAGGUGCUACAACCUGGUUUUCUUGCUGACUUACUCAAGCCUAUAGCCACAGGAAUGACUUCAUACAGGGGAAGGCUAUUUGUUCCUCAGAGUUUGAUUUUUUGGCCUUUUUUUGUUGAUGUUGGGGGAGAAGUUUAUGAUCCAGAUGUGAAUUCAUGGCUUGAAAUGCCAGUUGGAAUGGGUUUAGGCUGGCCUGCAAGGCAAGCUGGAACAAAAUUGAGUGUUACUGUCAAUAAUGAUCUAUAUGCACUAGAUCCUUCAAGUUCUCUUGACACUGCAAAGAUCAAGGUAUAUGAUGAUGAAGGUGAUACUUGGAAAGUUGUUGCAGGAGAUGUUCCUAUUCAUGAUUUCACUGAUUCAAAAUCCCCUUAUCUUUUAGCUAGUUUACUUGGAAAACUUCAUGUGAUAACUAAAGAUGCCAAUCACAACAUCACAGUGUUGCAGUCUGACAUGCAAAAUGAUUUAGCUUCCUCCCAGUUAGAGAAUAACAUCUGGAGGGUUUUUGCUUCGAGGUGUGUUAGAUCUGUUGAGCUAGUUAGCUGCCAACCCCUUAAAGUUUGAUUACUUGAUUGACCGUUAUGUGUUUGUUGGUUUAUUCACAAUGUAAGUGGAUAAGUGGUCCAUUCUCCACUACAUGAUCUAUCCAAUAGAUGUAAUUUCACGUUACUUCAUACACAGACAAAUUAGAAUUGUACAAAGAAGCUCAGAACAUAGAAGAUAAUAUCUAUUACAUUGAGUAUAUCCUCACACAAUUGCAUUUGCUCUUGUACAAAUGUAACUGAUACUAUCUUCAAUGAAUGCAUAUUCAAUGUAUUCUGUCA